Molecule: messenger RNA, 1731 nt
Organism: Labrus bergylta (ballan wrasse)
Lineage: Eukaryota; Metazoa; Chordata; Actinopteri; Labriformes; Labridae
Gene: prmt2
Product: protein arginine methyltransferase 2
Biological process (GO): peptidyl-arginine methylation
Cellular component (GO): nucleus
Molecular function (GO): protein binding; protein-arginine N-methyltransferase activity
Source: RefSeq, a predicted model, not a curated record
GACAUCGUUACUGAUGUUGACGUCAAAACAGGAAGUGCUUUCGUGCUAUCCGAGUGUAGUUGGAGUGGAAAUUGUACUUACAAAAAGAGGUAUAUGUUUCUUUGUGAGUCGUGAAAAGGUAAAGACGGUGUAUUCAAGGAAACGAAACACCUGGCUUGUCGAAGAAAUUGCUGCAAGCCAUGCAGACCGAGAAAGAAGGAGAAGAUGAUGUCUCUCCUGAGGAGUAUGUUGCUCUGUCUGAUUUCACUGGGAGUGGUAGCGACCAGCUUAGUUUCAGCAGGGGGGACAGACUGCUCGUACACACCAAGCCUUCAUCAGAGUGGUGGUGGGCAGAGCUGCAGGAGGUCAAAGGUUAUGUCCCUGCCAGCUACCUGCGCAAGAGUACAGCGGAGGAGGAGGAAGACGUCAGUCUGGAGGACCCUUGGCAAGACGAAGAAUACUUUGGCAGCUAUGGGACACUGAGGCUUCACUUGGAGAUGUUGUCAGACAAGAGUCGCACUGAGGCGUACCGGCAGGUUAUUCUCAGCAACAGUGCCUCGCUGAAGAACAAGGUGGUGAUGGACCUCGGCUGUGGGACUGGUAUCAUCAGCCUGUUCUGCGCUCAGCUGGCACAGCCCUCAUUGGUGUAUGCUGUGGAAGCGAGCUCCAUGGCGGAUUACACCCGGCAGCUGGUGAAGCAAAAUGGCAGUGAGGAGGUGGUCUCUGUGCUCCAGGCUCGAGCAGAGGAGAUCGAGCUGCCUGAGCGGGUGGAUGUCCGUUCUGAGUGGAUGGGAAACAGCCUGCUGUUUGAGUUCAUGGUUGAGUCAGUUCUGCUGGCCAGGGACCGCUGGCUCAGGGAAGGCGGCGUCAUGUGGCCCUCGUCUGCAGCCCUCACCCUGGUGCCGUGUCAGGCCCACAGCUAUUAUGAUGAGAAAAUGGCCUUCUGGGAGCGACCCUACGGCCUGGACUUCACUCCUCUUCAGCCCCUGGCACAGCAAGAGUUCUUCACCAAGCCAAAGUUCAGCCACCUCGUUGAGCCUGCCGACUGCCUCUCCGCUCCCUGUGAUGUCAUCAGCCUGGACAUGUACACGCUGCAAAUCAAAGACCUGGAGGAAAUAAAGGGUCAGUUUCAAUUUUGUGUGGAGAAGCCCGGUGUUUUUCAUGGAUUUACCACUUGGUUUACGGCUCAUUUUGAGAGUCUGGAGACGGGAAGUCCACCAGUGGAGCUAAACACGGGGCCUCACUUCAAGCCUACACACUGGAAGCAGACUCUCUUCAUGCUUGACAACCCAGUAAGCGUGUGUGCAGGGGACUCCAUCAGUGGAAGCAUUGUCCUGCACAGGAAUCCCGUGUGGAGACGCCAUAUGACCAUCACCCUGCAUUGGAACGUUAACGGCAGCACAGAGGAAACAGAAAACUGCAAGGCAAACAUCUCAUCUACCCUUUUUUUUUUACCUUAUAAUUAGUGUUGCAUCUUAUCUUAUCCAAUUACACUUGUAUAUUUCAUUCUUUUGCAGUGUGACUCUGCUUUACACAUGUGACCCUUAAAUAGUCCUGAAUUCACCUCUCAGCCCUUACUGUCUUUUUUUUUUUUUCUCUCUGUCCAUAGGCUGGUAGAAAGAGUUUCCUAUGUGGAGGUGACAGAUGCUCCAUCUGCAUGUGGAGCUGCAGAAAUGCAUUUCAGCUCUGGGUCAGUGAGGCAUCAGCUGCGAGCUGCUGCUGAUCUGGGAAACAGUGUGACCGUCGUGUUUC